Messenger RNA from Chara braunii, 3515 nucleotides. The record is from the annotation of a GenBank genome assembly. NCBI's taxonomy places the organism in Eukaryota, Viridiplantae, Streptophyta, Charophyceae, Charales, Characeae.
GGGUGCAGCAAAGUGGCUAGUACCUGCCGGCAAUGCCGCAAGUGUGUGUCUCUAAUGCAUGUUGUUCAAGUGGGGUGCUAGAUUGAUUGACAGUGCUUCAAGGAUUACCACGAGAAUAAAGAAAGCUCGCAUGUCCUCAACUUGACUGCUAUAAGCGCAGGUGAAAGGCAAUAGAAUAACGUCGCUUCUUCAAGCAGUACCAUGGACAUGAUAAGGGCUUGCAUGUCCUCGACCAACGCACUCUUAAGGGCUUGCAUGUCCUCGACCAACGCACUCUUAAGGGUAGUUGAAUUGCAAUACAGUGACUCUUCCAUUACUGGAAAAGCAUUGUGAUCCAGUACGGCUCGGCGUUCAAAACUCGGUGGACGCUUUGCAAUCGGCACAAGUGAGGCACAUGCAGUCUCAGAAGAAGCUUGGCAGGAACAUGCAUUUUCAGAAAAAACGUGGCAACCUAGAGGAUCAUCUUCAUAACUCUGACGUGCACGGCACUGUAUUGUAUCAAGCAGGAGAAGAGCGCAUCUUCGUUAAUAACCCCUCUUGGCGCAAGACCAGUAGUAGUGAAGAUUCUUGGUUCUGUGGGAGCUGAUGGUGGCGCAAUAAGGUAGGCAGGUCGCUGUCAGCUGUAUUUGGAAGCAUACGAGGACCUCUUGUGCACUGGGUGUGAUGAAGAGCGGCCAUGGCACUCUGGCAGGAGUCUGAUGGGGCAGUUGACGGCAUUCCCUCAUUAAGUUCCAAUUGCAAUUUUGUUGGGACUCCUGUCUCUCUGUUGUGAAGCAUUGGGACAGUCAUCCAACCGAACUGCCGGCACUUCCAUGCACCAAUUUAUCGACAUGAAGGAAGAAUGGCAGUAGCAGGGAAGAGCAAUUGUUUGCGGGGGAAAAAAAACUUUAGCGGUGGACGAGAAGCAAGGCCGUCAACUGAUGAUCAGCUCAAGUUCAGGCCUUACUUAUGGGACGUUAGUCAAUAGCACAAACUGGACCGGUUCCUAGUGCAAAGGAGCAGCAAUUGGCAGCAGCAGCCAUGGGCAGCAUGCGUAUGGAGUAGCAAAUCACCAGGACAGAGUUGCGUGCAAGCACACAGAAUAGCCUGCUGCUGGAUGGAGGCUGGCAGCAACGGAGGUAAAAUGGACAGCAUGACAGAUCAGUUACAGAGUUUACAGAGCAGUCAUUGGAGGGUGACAUAGCGGGCGGCAGCAGCGUAUGGUGCUUUGCCCUGGAUACGCCUGCUCUCUUCCCACUGGUGAGAGUGCACAGAUUGAAUGAUGCUAGAUGCAUGCUGUUAAGUGUACAUCAUGUUUGCGGCUGCUGACCGCUUGCAGAAAACAGUCCUUGCUGCAAGACCACCUACCAGUGACUGCUGUUUGAAGUCGUCAUCAUUGUUAUCCAUGAUGGGCAGCCGGCGGCACGGCAUGGCAUGGCUGGGGGAGUAGUGGUUCCUUGCGACAAAUGCUUUCGGAUCACCUGGUUGGAUGUGCAUACGCGGCAAACGUGGCUAGAGGAACCUUGUAGCAAGAACAUCUCGGAUGCAAACAGCACCGGGUAGGACAUGCUGGUGAAAGGGCAUAUACUUAGAGAGAGACUUGAAGGUGGAGAUGAACACAUCUUCUUUCACUUUGCCUAUUCUAGGAUCCCCUGUAACAUGCUCAGGGGAGCACAAGCUGCUGAGCAUCAUCGCUGAAGUGGAUAUCGGCAAUGCAAUGGGUAAGGCCAUUGUGCUUGUUGCUGUGGAUGCUUCAGUUGGGAGAGGGAGGAGGAGCUGGGAAGAAAAUGAAGAGGGAGAGCUCCUGUGUGUGAUGGGUCUCUUACUUGCUAACAUGUACAUAAAACAAGAUGAAUAAUCGAUAAAAAAUGCUCGGAUGGACAGAAUACCGGAUAUGCUGUUAUCCUGAAAUUAAUCCACUUCUUUGCUGGAAAUAGGAAUUUCUAAGCAUGCAGGCAUGUUGUUGUAUUGGUGGGGGGCGAUUGGGCUGCGUGGGUGCCAGCAGCUUCUCUCCUGUAGCCUUCAAUCUCAACAAGUUCACAGCACGAUCGUGUGGUAACAGUUUUGCUGACACAUUAGUGAAGCAGAUCAGUGUGUGUGCUGCUUUUAUCCAGUUGCUCAGAGCUUCAGUUGUGUGGUAGGAAAUUUGGGGGGGGGGGGGGGGGGGAGAGGGGGGGGGGGGGGGGGGGGGGGGGGGGGGGGGGGGGGGGGGGGGGAAUACACGGGGCCCGAGGAGCAGGGUCGGGGUCGGGGUCAGACUGCCAGCCUUUCCGAACUGUUGUAGUUUCCGUCACUAGUGUGAAACUCCUUUGAAGUCCGCAUUUCAUUCCUUACAUUCAGAUUGCUUUCCUAUAUUUAAACAGCUCUUUCGAAAGGAUAUGCAUACUGCGCAUUUGUCUUUGCUUACCGUCGUUUCAAUUCUACUCUAUGCUUGCCGUCGUUUCAAUUUUAUUCGAGCUCGCCAGUGAUCUCUCUGUGAAAGCAAAAGCACCAAGGGGCGGAUUGGGAAUUCCGUGCAGUUCUAGGUCUGCUGCGUGGUGGCGUCAGGAGAGAGAAGGGGGAAUGGCAGCAGGCAUGGAAAUAUAUAGUCCAAACUUUUUCAACUCUUUAAGUUUGAACGCAGAAUAGUUCUGGAAGUCGAUAAUCGGAAGUUUGAUGAAGCUUAGGAGGAGGUCAGAGUAUUUGUUGAUUCGUGAAGAAGCGUAGGCGUUGAAACUUGCAAGGUCGUAUGGCAGGAAGGCUACAUUCACAUUCACUGGCUUUCAUUCGAAUUCGUACACCUCAGUGCUCGUUAUCGCCGUGUAGUCUGUAGUUGAGUUUCAGCCGCCGAUCAAGGUGCCGUCUUCUUCACUUUCCUUGGAGGAGGGAGUUUCAGCUGCCGAUCAAGGUGCCGUCUUCUUCACUUUCCCUGGAGGAGGAGAUGAAAGGGUUGGAGGGAACCCUUUGUACCGCAAGAUGGGAGAAUGUAGAGUGCAAUAUACAAAUGUGAAGUGGAUAGGGUGAAAGGCAGUGAAGGUGUUGGAGGACUUAUUCACUGAUUUUAAUGAAUACUUUGAACUUUGAAGCCUUCUUUCUGGCAAGGCUUGGUAUUGGUGAGAUGGGCUGGCCUGUGCCGUUGUAAAUUGGUGAGUCGUGAGGACAACAUGGUUAUGGGCAAAGCUUUUGCUUCGGUGGACAAUAGUACAGUAAGUAUCACAAAGUUCUAUGUAGUCAUGCCCUGUAAGCACCCACCCCUGUACCCCUGCCAUCUCUGUACACUACUCUCUCUCCCUCUUCCUUUUUUUUUCUCUUUUUUUUUUCUCUUCUCCUCUCAACCCUUCUCUCUCUCCUCUCCUUUCUUCCCCCCUCUUUGCGUCUAUUCCGCACUAGUGUGCACCCUUUUCUGCAAUACUUUCUUCCCUUCUGUACUCAAUUCAUUGCAUUAUCUGAACAGAAAUUCAGCGUGUAGAACAUGUGCACAGUCUGCAGAUUUUUUUUGUUAAUCUAAGAAGAACACUUCUUCCCAAAUUCUGUAUUCUGUGGAACCUCACCACCUU